AUGCAAUCGCGACCCUCACCGGAUAUUACGCCGAUUUCCGAGUAUCCCUUGCAGGAGAUUGGGUCGCAGUACAAGGAUGAUGCCCGCGACAGCGAUGAGUUAAGCUUGGACUUCGAAAUAGGCGAUGUGCCUCUUCUGCCCUCGGAAGGCCGUGACAUGGAGGCUCAAUCGGAGAAAUUCGAGCGCGACCCGCCGUUUUCUUGUACGCCCUCGGGAUUUUGUGCAUGGCUCCGCGGGCCGACCCCGGCGCACAUCUAUCACAUUAACCCUCGGUUCCCUCGUUUACAGUCUGCGCCGGCGCACCUGAUUGAUGAGAAAUUUCCCCGUAGAAGUUCAAAAAUCGCGCUCCUUUUUGGUGGUUUAAUCUUUUGGAUUGUCGUGUUCUUCGCGUCCUUAAAAGCUUCUGUCGCGGGCCAAGAUGCUCCGGGGUAUGGGCAGCCCGUUAAGCUGUCCUGUCACCAACGCUUAUGGAGAAAUGCCACGAAUUGUGGACUGAAUGGUGAUCUUUGUCGCCCAUUCGAGGACCAAUCCUUCGCGUUCCGCUGCCCCUCUGGCUGUGCGGCGGCGAUCCUCCUGGAACCAUACGUUGUUGGGGAUCAGGAGCUCAAUUACCGACCGUUAGUCGUGGGAGGUAAGCCAUCCAAAGUGGAUAGUCACAACAGCGGCACUUAUCGCGGCGAUUCGUCAAUUUGCGCGUCAGCACUGCAUGCAGGUCUAAUCGAUGAUGCGAGGGGUGGAUGUGGCAUCCUGCACCGUACCGGCGAACAGAAAGGCUUCCAUUCUAUCAUGCAGAAUGGAAUUGAAAGUAUCGAGUUUCUCUCGAGUUUCCCGAUGUCAUUCCGUCUCGGUAAUGAAGCGUCAUCCCCAGACUCGAAGGAGACAAAACCAAUCAAAUGCUCUGAUGCCCGUUGGUCGCUAUUCGCCUUCACAUUGAUCUGGACUACCAUCUUGUCAUUGGUUGUGACAUCGGCACCUGCGUUCUAUUCCAUGAUAUAUUUCAUUGUCUGGUUCCAAGUCGCGAUGGCGUCCGAUCCGCCCUCGAUUGGGAGCUAUUAUGACCUCGUGUCAAUUGCGCUCGGUCGAUUCCUGCCUGGCGCAUUUGUGGGAUUCGUGCUGUAUUACUUCUGCGUCAGGCACACGCUUAACAAUUUGGAUGCACACUGGGACAAGACUGUCCUGUGGCUGGGCGGCUGCUGGGUUGGCGCCCUGAACACAGACACAUUCGAUCGCAUUCCAAUAUCUCGCCUCACGCCCCACGAUAUCCAGCAGCAACCGGGUGCUCUCACAGCUCUCAUCGUUUUAGUUGGGUCUUUGAUCGCAAUCGCCUUUGGUCAAGCACAUUGUUUCCGUCGCGAGGGUCGCUUCUUCCCUACGAUAAGCAUAUACGGUGUCCUUCUUGCAGUUGUUCUCAUUCUUGUCGCUGUUCCGCAUAUGAACCUACGCAUCCACCACUAUAUUCUUUCUCUUCUCUUCCUACCUGGAACAACUAUGCAAACUCGGCCCAGUCUCCUAUACUCGGGUAUCCUUAUUGGUCUGUUUAUAAACGGCAUCGCUCGCUGGGGCUUCGAUUCGAUCCUUCAAACCCCAGGCGCUCUCCUUGAUGGUGCCAAACUUGGUACCGUUCCACCAAAGAUAUAUCCUCCUUCCUUGACGGAUGCGAACAAUCUUGUCUUCUCGUUCCCGGACCUCGAGCCUCAUGCUGAUGGCCUCAGUGUCUUGGUCAACGACGUCGAGCGCUUCCAGGUUUUCCGGCCUAAGGAUAGCCAGCCUCUGCCAGAUUUCACUUGGUCUCGUACGUAUCCCAACGAGUUGGAGUAUUUCCGCUUUGGACUCGUUCACACCAAUGCUUUGGGCGGUCUUUGGUAUGAAGACUUUUCUCCACCUGCCGUUUGGGGCGCUAAUGGUAAUUUUGUUUUCCCUGAUCCUGAGAUCUCCGAGGAUCCUGAAACCGAAACCGAAUAG
Messenger RNA from Penicillium expansum, 1962 nucleotides. RefSeq names its product LCCL domain-containing protein. The transcript has 2 exons. The record is from RefSeq and is a predicted model, not a curated record. Bases 1 to 1962 code for a protein of 653 amino acids. Lineage: Eukaryota; Fungi; Ascomycota; Eurotiomycetes; Eurotiales; Aspergillaceae.